Lepus europaeus (European hare) is the source of this 362-nucleotide messenger RNA. RefSeq names its product DNA-directed RNA polymerases I, II, and III subunit RPABC4. The record is from RefSeq and is a predicted model, not a curated record. Gene Ontology annotation, molecular function: DNA-directed RNA polymerase activity; zinc ion binding; DNA binding. The transcript has a single exon. Gene Ontology annotation, biological process: DNA-templated transcription. Lineage: Eukaryota; Metazoa; Chordata; Mammalia; Lagomorpha; Leporidae. Gene Ontology annotation, cellular component: RNA polymerase III complex; RNA polymerase II, core complex; RNA polymerase I complex. Bases 36 to 212 code for a protein of 58 amino acids.
AUGCGGAGUUCCUCCGUGCUACACGGGGACUGACAAUGGACGCCCAGAAAGACGUUCAGCCCCCGAAGCAGCAGCCAAUGAUAUAUAUUUGUGGAGAAUGUCACACCGAAAAUGAAAUAAAAUCCAGGGAUCCAAUCAGAUGCAGAGAAUGUGGAUACAGAAUAAUGUACAAGAAAAGGACAAAAAGAUUGGUGGUCUUUGAUGCACGUUGAAAUGUACAUUCAGAGGAAUAUCUUCAUUUGUACUUGCAUUUGCUGUUAAUGUUUCUCACUGUAUGGCUUUUGGUUUAGCAUCUUUUUGAACUACAUAUGAUUUCAUUUUUGAACCAUAUUGUAUUUAGGUAUCUUUUAAUGUAAAGAAGU